AUGAGCCCCGCGGACCCUCUUGAUGAUGAAAGUACGUUUAAAAUCUUAGUAGCCACGGAUAUUCAUCUUGGAUUUAUGGAGAAAGAUGCAGUCAGAGGAAAUGACACAUUUGUAACACUCGAUGAAAUUUUAAGACUUGCCCAGGAAAAUGAAGUGGAUUUUAUUUUGUUAGGUGGUGAUCUUUUUCAUGAAAAUAAGCCCUCAAGGAAAACGUUACAUACCUGCCUCGAGUUAUUAAGAAAAUAUUGUAUGGGUGAUCGUCCUGUACAGUUUGAAAUUGUCAGCGAUCAGUCAGUCAACUUUGGUUUUAGUAAGUUUCCGUGGGUGAACUACCAAGAUGGCAAUCUCAACAUUUCAAUUCCAGUGUUCAGUAUCCAUGGCAACCACGAUGAUCCCACAGGGGCAGAUGCACUCUGUGCCCUGGAUAUUUUAAGUUGUGCUGGAUUUGUAAAUCACUUUGGACGUUCAAUGUCCGUGGAAAAGAUCGAUAUCAGCCCAGUUUUGCUUCAAAAAGGAAGCACAAAACUUGCACUAUAUGGUUUAGGAUCCAUUCCAGAUGAAAGACUCUAUCGAAUGUUUGUCAAUAAAAAAGUAACAAUGUUGAGACCAAAAGAAGACGAGAACUCUUGGUUUAACUUACUUGUGAUUCAUCAGAACAGGAGUAAACAUGGAAGUACAAACUUCAUUCCAGAACAAUUUUUGGAUGACUUCAUUGAUCUUAUUAUUUGGGGCCAUGAACAUGAAUGUAAAAUAGCUCCUGCCAAAAAUGAACAACAACUCUUUUAUAUAUCACAACCUGGAAGUUCAGUGGUUACUUCUCUUUCUCCAGGAGAAGCUGUAAAGAAGCAUGUUGGUUUGCUGCAUGUUAAAGGGAGGAAGAUGAAUAUGCAGAAGAUUCCUCUUCACACAGUGCGGCAGUUUUUUAUGGAGGAUGUUGUUCUGGCUAAUCACCCAGACAUUUUUAACCCAGAUAACCCUAGAGUAACCCAGGCCAUACAAAGCUUCUGUUUUGAGAAGAUUGAAACAAUGCUAGAAAGUGCCGAACGGGAGCGUCUGGGACAUUCUCGACAACCAGAGAAGCCUCUUAUACGACUGCGAGUGGACUAUAGUGGAGGCUUUGAACCUUUCAGCGUUCUUCGCUUUAGCCAGAAGUUUGUGGAUCGGGUAGCUAAUCCAAAGGACGUCAUCCAUUUUUUCAGGCAUAAAGAGCAAAAGGAAAAAACAGGAGAAGAGAUCAACUUUGGGAAACUUAUCACAAAACCUUCAGAAGGAACAACUCUAAGGGUAGAAGACCUUGUAAAACAGUAUUUUCAAACCGCGGAGAAGAACGUGCAGCUCUCACUGCUAACGGAAAGAGGGAUGGGCGAAGCAGUGCAAGAAUUUGUAGACAAGGAGGAGAAAGAUGCCAUCGAGGAAUUGGUGAAAUACCAGCUGGAAAAAACUCAGCGAUUUCUUAAAGAAUGUCACAUUGAUGCCCUGGAAGACAAAAUCGAUGAAGAGGUUCGUCGUUUCAGGGAAAGCCGGCAAAAAAAUACUAAUGAAGAAGAUGAUGAAGUUCGGGAGGCUAUGAACAGGGCUAGAGCACUCAGAGCUCAGACAGAGGACUCCGCCUUCAGUGCCGAUGACCUGAUGAGUGUAGACUUAGCUGAGCAGAUGGCUGAUGACUCUGAUGACAGCAUCUCGGCAGCAGCGAACAAAGGAAGAGGCCGGGGAAGAGGACGAAGAGGAGGAAGAGGACAGAAUUCAGCACCGAGAGGAGGGUCUCAGAGAGGAAGAGCAAGCACUGGCCUGGAAACUUCCACUCGUGGCAGGAGCUCAAAGGCCACUGUGUCGACAUCUAGAAAUAUGUCUAUUAUGGAUGCCUUUAAAGCUACAAGACAGCAGCCCUCCCGAAACGUUGCCCCUAAGAAUUAUUCAGAGGUGAUUGAGGUAGAUGAAUCAGAUGUGGAGGAAGACAUUUUUCCUACCACUUCAAAGACAGAUCAAAGGUGGCCAAGCACAUCAUCCAGCACACGCACGACUCAGAGCCAGAGAGCCAAGGGGGUCCAUUUUGAAUCAGAUGAGGAUGACGACGAUGAUCCUUUUAUGAACAUUAGUUCUUUCAGUAGAAACAGAAGAUAAUGUAUUGAAUGGACAUUUUCAAGAUACAGGAAAAGUCAAAACAUUGAAAGCAAAGAAUGUCCAGUUGAAGAUUUUUGAAGUAUUAUUGUUAAUUGAAGAAGUUGAAAAAGACUUCAUGGAGAAACAAAUGUAUAAGAGUGUAUCUUUAAGUGUCACUUCUUGAACACGAUUCCAUGUUUUAGGAAACGGCCCAGCUCAGGACGCUGGCUCUCCUUACUGUUCAGGCUGGUUGUUACAGUGAGAGCUUUGUUUCAUUCUUGAGUGAACAUCAAAUUAGUUGCCAUUGUCCAUUUCUGCUUCACGAUAAAAACUGUGUCAUUACAUUGGUUGUAUUUUGUUUUUCAGAGAAAGGGUCUGGCUCUGUCACCCAGACGAGGGUCACUGGCACUGUCUGUAGCUCUCAGUAGCUCACUCAGCCUGGAACUCCUCUCGCCUGUGUCAUUCCCUUGAUGUGGUCGCAUUCAGCCGAAGUUGGGAGAAAGGGCUUAUAAAGCGUGGCCUGCUUGCACUUUUAAUAAUUUCCUAGAGGCUCUGGAUGUGCUGAAUAUGUAAAACAACCUGUGUGCGACUGUGCCUGUGCUCACAGCUUGUUGCUCGGUGUGUGCUUUCUUCCUGAUGCUCAUUGUGAGACUUGGAAUGAUAAGUACUGGAUCAUUUGAAUAGAUACUAAUUUUUAUUAAAAAGUAGAACUUCCUGUGAGAA
Messenger RNA from Carlito syrichta (Philippine tarsier), 2823 nucleotides. RefSeq names its product MRE11 homolog, double strand break repair nuclease (gene MRE11). The coding region runs from base 1 to 2121 and encodes 706 amino acids. The record is from RefSeq and is a predicted model, not a curated record. Gene Ontology annotation, cellular component: Mre11 complex; nucleus. The transcript has 19 exons. Lineage: Eukaryota; Metazoa; Chordata; Mammalia; Primates; Tarsiidae. Gene Ontology annotation, molecular function: DNA endonuclease activity; 3'-5'-DNA exonuclease activity; manganese ion binding. Gene Ontology annotation, biological process: double-strand break repair via homologous recombination; double-strand break repair via nonhomologous end joining; meiotic DNA double-strand break formation.